Molecule: messenger RNA, 1034 nt
Organism: Clonostachys solani
Lineage: Eukaryota; Fungi; Ascomycota; Sordariomycetes; Hypocreales; Bionectriaceae
Source: the annotation of a GenBank genome assembly
AUGCCCCCCGGUACAGCCCCCAAGCGCUCCUACUCCCGUACAGAUGCCGCUGUGCGGGUAGAGUAUCCAAAAGAUCAUGAGCUUCCUGCAAGUCAUCCGGUGGAUGGGCAGGGAGGCCAGUUUUCAAAGCCAACAUUAGCAUCGCUCUCUCUGGAGGAUAAGGUUAUUGUCAUUACUGGAGGUGCAAGAGGUCUUGGACUGGUCAUGGGCCAGGGUGUUGUUUACUCUGGCGCCUCCCUGGCAAUUGUUGACUUGAACAGUAAGUCAUGUUUCGCUCUGGUCAUCGAUUGCCGUCCGCAUUCUUCUUUGCUAACCAGCAUCAUAGAAGAGGACGCCCAGUCUCAGGUCGGGCAGCUCAUUGAUGCAUUUAAGAAAGAGAAUCCUGGACGUGACAAGUAAGCAGGCCACAUGACCAUAUCGACAUUGAUGAAGUAGACGUUUCUCACACGAAUGAAAUUCGAUCCAGGAUCCCCAAAGUCACUGCACAUUAUGCGGAUGUCUCCGACCAAGCAUCAGUCGACAACUGCGUCGCCGAGAUCCUUCGUGAACACGAAAGAAUAGAUGGCCUGGUCACAUCGGCAGGCUUCACGGAGAAUUUCGAUGCUAUCCAUUACCCGAUUGAGCGCAUGCGCAAGCUCUGGGGCGUCAACGUGGAUGGUACCUACCUCUUUGCUGUGGCUGUUGCCAAACAUCUCAUGGAGCGGCAAUCCAAGGGCAGCCUUGUAUUUAUUGGCAGCAUGUCCGGUUCGAUUGUCAACGUCCCCCAACCCCAAGCGUAAGCCAGCAUAAACCCAGAACGUCACUUGCUGAGGAAGGAAACUAUGUUAUCUAACUCAAACGAAUUACGCAGUCCCUACAACGCUGCAAAGGCAGCUGUCCGUCAUUUAGCAGCCUCUCUCGCUGUUGAGUGGGCACAUGCGAACAUUCGAGUCAACUGUAUCUCUCCCGGUUACAUGCUAACGGCUUUGUAAGUGAAGGCUUAGUUGUUUCAUGCGGUCUUGUCUAAUCAGCUAUUAGGACGCAAAAGAUCCUGA